AUGACUGAGCCCGUCGAAGUCAGAGAUUCCGCUCAGUCCAAGCCAGUGCAUCCGACACCUGAUAACACUACUAUCUCUCCUACAUCAGGACCAGCUCGCAAAUAUCUGACCUUGGGGCCUUUGAAGAAACUCGAUCUGCCUCAUCAUCCGUCGUAUGAUAAUGCUAGUUCUGAUCAUCAUGUCACUCUAGCCCAGUUCCUCGACGAUAUUCUCAACGAGGUACAAGGAAUCAACUUUGACGAAGGGUUUGAGAAGCGUGGGACCUGGAGCCCCGACAAUGGACAUGUGAUGAUGCCGCCACUGAAUGCUACAGGGAACAGCGAUAUGGUUACAGUCCCAGUCUCGGUCGAGAAGCGUAUCAAAGACUUGAACCAAGCCAGUUGGAUGGCUAGAACCUCUACCCACAGCAACGCUCAUGUCAGAUUCUCUGAGUUGGGCGAUCUUUUGGCGAAAGAUCACAGCCGCAACGAAGCUGCAUAUACCCCGAGUGUUUUCGAUGCUGUCGAGCUAUUAAGUAUCCCAAAUGUUCCAUAUGAUGCCCAAGUUACGAUGAACACUCACAAAGCAGAGAGUCUCUCUGACCUCGCUUCGUCUUUUACUGUUCAGCUUCCAAUUGAUUAUGCAUCAUUUGGCGAUGUCAAGAUCAUGCAAGAGAGAAGUCGGAUGGAAACGAAAGGAUCUUCGCAACUCUACCGGUUUCCGUCGGACACAGGGUCAGGCGCAACACCUGACGCGAACCAGAAGCAGCGACAGGGGAAGAAGCUGACAGAAGGAACCUACGUCUCGUUGGAGAGGCUGAUUGGCGCAUCGAAGACACGUGUCGAUGGGGAUGCUGCGCAGCAAGCAGAGUCGCCCGAUAACGACCAUCAUCGUUGGGAUAUGAUGACGUUGAGUACGGCGGGGGGCAUGACGAAAAAGGCACCGAAGGGCAUCCAGCAGAAGGAAACGUUGGAGGCGAUCGCAAUGGAUGUGGAGUAUGUUCUAUCGUAUAUCGCGGAUCAAAGACGGAAGAGCAGGACUUGA
Messenger RNA from Alternaria ethzedia, 1023 nucleotides. RefSeq lists its product as uncharacterized. The coding region runs from base 1 to 1023 and encodes 340 amino acids. The transcript is spliced from 4 exons. NCBI's taxonomy places the organism in Eukaryota, Fungi, Ascomycota, Dothideomycetes, Pleosporales, Pleosporaceae. The record is from RefSeq and is a predicted model, not a curated record.